Messenger RNA from Haemorhous mexicanus (house finch), 1147 nucleotides. It is a transcript of the gene IL18BP, whose product is annotated as interleukin 18 binding protein. The coding region runs from base 309 to 878 and encodes 189 amino acids. The transcript is spliced from 5 exons. The record is from RefSeq and is a predicted model, not a curated record. Gene Ontology annotation, molecular function: interleukin-18 binding. NCBI's taxonomy places the organism in Eukaryota, Metazoa, Chordata, Aves, Passeriformes, Fringillidae.
CCCUGGGGGUUUCUAUCCCCCAACAGCUAAGCUAUUGUCCUCCCCCAGCUGGGACACCCAGGGGACAACACCCAGGCUCUCCCAGCCACUGUUGUACUCAAUCUCGUGGGGGCUUCACCCACCUUCCUCACGUGCAGACCCUGCCUUGUCCCUGAUCCCAAAGCAUCGGGGAGCAAACCAGCCUGUUCAGAAUCCUGUGAUACUCAGCCAGCGCCCCAUGUGCUGGACACUGGGGAGGCCAGCUGGGCCCCCCCCCAUCCCUGACACUCCCCCAGGGGCGGGGCGGGGGUCAUGGGAGUGCCUGCGGGAUGUGUAUCCCCAGGUGCAGGCUACACAGAGCACAGGGGGCAUGGAGUGCGGGGGACACAAGGCAUGUUCAGGGGGCUCGGGGACAUGGCGGCACAGGACCCAUCGACACGCAUCAGCGUCCAGAGCCCCUGGGAAGCCCUGCCUGGAUCCUCCUGCUCUGCUGGGGCCUGGCUGCUUGCUGCACAGGUGCCAUGGCCUUGCAGCAGCCCAGCAUCACCACCCUGCGGAUGCCAGCAGAGUUUCCUCGCUCAGGUGAGAGUGUGACUGUGUCAUGUGAAGCACUGAGUGAGCUUCCAGAGAUGACGCUGCUCUACUGGCUGGAGAACGGCUUCUUCGUGGAGAGCCUGCACCCGGACGGGGCUGUGCGUGAGGGGACAGUGCAAGAGGAGCUGCAGGGCUCGGGGUGGGCCCUGCACCGUGACCUGCACUUCAGCUCCUUCAACAAGCAGCACCUGCACACCAACUUCACCUGCGUGGUGCUCAGUCCCCUCGGUGUUGACAUCAGGGAGGUGCGAUGGCCAUCCCAAGCACUGGCCCCUGUCACUGGGAAGAGUGGGGGCCUGGGCUGAGAUGGGGGAGCAGCUCCCAUGCUGGGUGAGCACCCUGCAGUGCAGUUCCCUGCUCUGACAGCCCACACUACUGCAUGCAUGUGUGAUACCCCCAGGGAGGCCCGUCUCUGUGACCUGCUUUGGGGACUGCGUGGCCCCACAUGUGCUGGCCCACUGUGAGUGGGGUUCCUGGUGCCCUGAGCUGAGUCAAGAGCGCUGCCUGGGCUGGAACCAGCUCUGCCCAUAGCUUUCUCUGGGACCCCAGAGUUUAUUAAAGUACAUCAAGGCUG